AUGAGGACUUUGCUUCUCCUAGCCUCAGCAUUGGGCAUCUCUUGGGCACAAUGGAGUCAAGGAGGAGGCAAUCUCGGAGCCAACGUGAAUACCGGUUGGGGCAAUAAUGGAGGCAGAGGUGGUUCAGGAGGUGGAGGAUGGAAUGGGAAUGGAGGAGGACAAGGAGGAGGACAAGGUGGAUGGAGUGGAAGCAACAGCAACAAUGGAGGCUGGAACAACAAUCAAGGAGGUGGUGGCUGGAACAAUAACCAAGGAGGAUGGGGUGGACGGGGUGGACCAAAUGGAGGAAAUGGAGGAAAUGGAGGAUGGAACAACCAAGGCGGCGGGCAUGGAAACAUUGGCGGCUCUGGCAAUAACGGAUGGAACAACAAUAACAAUGGCCAUGGCAGUUGGGGCAACAAUGGACAACAAGGAGGCUGGGGAGGACAAGGAGGAGGACCGAGACCCGGUGGAGGAUGGGGAGGCCCACCACCACCACCUAAUGGCCUUCAAAUCGCCGGUCAAAUCGUUGGAGGACUCCUCGGAGGACGA
Molecule: messenger RNA, 531 nt
Organism: Mesorhabditis belari
Lineage: Eukaryota; Metazoa; Nematoda; Chromadorea; Rhabditida; Rhabditidae
Source: the annotation of a GenBank genome assembly